Ceratitis capitata (Mediterranean fruit fly) is the source of this 1297-nucleotide messenger RNA. Its product is annotated as cell death-inducing p53-target protein 1. Gene Ontology annotation, molecular function: zinc ion binding. The record is from RefSeq and is a predicted model, not a curated record. The coding region runs from base 141 to 539 and encodes 132 amino acids. The transcript has 3 exons. NCBI's taxonomy places the organism in Eukaryota, Metazoa, Arthropoda, Insecta, Diptera, Tephritidae.
UGAGAUCCACAAAUGUUAAUGUGGAAACAACUUUCAUAUUCGAUUUUAUUUUGUCAAGCAUCCAUAUCUAGCACAAGUUUGAGUUCUUGAAAAAUCUAAACUUUUGUGAUUUUAUUUCCGUAAAUCUACACGUACAUAAAAUGAGUAAAUCAAAUGGAGCUACACCACCACAGUAUACAUACGUCCCGCCACCAUCAGCACCACCAUCUUAUCAGGAAGCGGUUGGGGGAGUUAAACCGGUUGGUCCUUUUACCCCAAUUUCGCCUCCUGUAGCACCAUCAGUUAAUAAUACCAUUGUAACUACUGUUGUGCCCAUUGGUCGAUCCGCAACUCAUAUGAUAUGCCCUUCUUGCCAUGUGGAAAUCGAAACCACAACACGCACUGAACCUGGUAUGAUCGCCUAUCUGUCAGGAUUUAUAAUAGCUCUUUUAGGUUGCUGGCUUGGUUGUUGCCUAAUACCAUGUUGCAUAGACGAUUGUAUGGAUGUACAUCACACAUGUCCAAAUUGCAAAGCAUAUCUUGGGCGUUACCGACGAUAAAGUAUAUAUAAAAUUGGUUCACAGAAUUUAUUUAAAAAGAAAGAAGAGUGUUAAAAACGAAUUACUUUGAACAGGGAACAUUAGUUCUAAUAAUCACACCGAAACCGGCUACUUAUGCGAUGCGAAUAUUUUACCUGUAAUAUGCAAAUGUAACUAUAAUUGAAUUUAUUAAAGUUUGUGAAAACUCUAAAAAGCUCGCUUUAACGGCCUUAAGAAAUAAGACCCAAAUCUUUGAUAAAGUAAUUUUCUUAUCAUCCAGAAAACAUCAAAAAUCUAAAAAGAAAUGUUAAGAAAUAGUACUAAAACUUGUAUUCAGUCGUUAUUGUAAAAUAAUUAACCCAAAUCGAAUAUGCCUUAUGCUUAUAAUAAGUACAUACAUAUAUUAAAUGUACCAUACUAUGAGUUGCUCAACGUAUAAAUAUUAUGACUCGUAAUUAAUUAAUUUAAUUUGGAAUACAGCAUAUCAAUGUCAUACAUAUAUAUAUAAUGUAAUAUUUAUUCGGAAAUUUUAUUUAAACCCUAAAAGCUACAAGAUUUUGCUAUCUAAAUACUUACAAAUGCACAAUACUAGUUAGCGAUUAUUUGAAUUUCGUUCUUAUUUAAUUACAGAUUGAUUAUACUACUCAAACGAUUACUUAAAAUUUUGAUUAAUGGAAAUUUAAUUUCAUUUAUUAAAAAAUCCGAUGUUUUUGUAGAUAGAUUUUUGCAUUGUGAACACGUUCAAAAUAAACCAAAUAUAUACUCGGAUCAUUAUUGUU